CAACAUUGUGGCUUCUCUAUUUCUUUGAGUCGCGAUAAUUCUUCUUCCACAUCGAUAACAGUUGUUGCUUUGUCACAAUAUGUAUAACGGAAUAGGGUUACAAACUCCAAGAGGGUCUGGUACCAAUGGCUACAUUCAGAGCAACAAGUUCUUCGUCAAGCCGAGAACUUCCAAGGUUGCUGAGAAUAUGAAGGGCUUUGAAGGAGAUCAGGGUACUGCUGGUGUUUCCAGAAAGGCUAACAAAGAGAUUCUUGAGCAUGAUCGUAAGCGUCAGAUUCAGCUCAAACUUGUUAUUCUUGAAGACAAGUUAAUUGAUCAGGGUUAUACUGAUGCUGAGAUCGCUGAGAAACUCGAGGAGGCUCGCAAUAGCUUGGAGGCUGCAGCUGACGAAAAUGAUUCUAAUUUGGACAAGGUUUCUGAUACACAGACUCAUCAAAUUGCUGCUAGAAAGGAUAGGCAGAUGGAAACAUUGAAAGCUGCUCUUGGCAUAGUUUCAUCUGAAGCUAAUGAAUUAAAUGCAGAAGGGAAUGAUGAGGGGCCUGACAAUGAAGGGAAAGAUGUUUCUUUUGCUGAUGCAAAACAUAUUCUGAAACCUGAACAUUCCUUUUUGGACAGAGAUUUCAGUCGGAAGAAACAACUGGAGGUAAUUCAAAAAGAAGAAACUACUAAGAAAAAGGGUGUUAAAGACACAAAGCACCACAAGAAGGGUGGGACUCUCAAGAAAAAGUACAAGGAUGAUUCAUCCGAUUCAGAUAGCAGUACGGAUGAUGAGAAGACAGGUAGAAGGAAGCACAGUAGGGUUGAUACUGACAGUAGUGAUCGAUCUGAUUCUGAUAGUGAUGCUAAGAGGAAGGUCAAGGCCAAAAAGAAGCAAAAGACAUCUAAGCACCACAAGAAAGGCAGGGUGGAGGACAGUGAUGAUACUAAUUUUAGUUCUGAUACUGAUCAUCAUGAAGUCUUAUCUAGGCAUAAGACUAAAGAAGUGGAGGGACAUAUGAAGAUAAGCAAACGUUAUGAUUCCGAAGAGGAAUCUGAUGUUUAUAGUGAGGAAGAGAAACAUGGUAGACUUGAGAAGAAGAAAACGAGAAGGUAUGGUUCUAUUAAUGAGGACUCUGGUAGAGUCGGUGUUAAGCAUGCUUCAGGACAAGACAAACGUGUUAAAAGGCGAUCAUACUCUUCCUCUGAUGAGAGUCGCAGUGAUAGUGAUUCGGGCAGCAGUGAUAGUGAUCGCAGGUAUGAAAGAACUAGAAAAAGUGGGGUUGUAGCAAAGAGAGGUCCACCAAAGGAGCAAAUAAAUGUCAGAGGUAAUGCUGCAGAAAAAGAGAAAAAUAGUGCUAAUGUUGAUGGAUUGGAUUCUUUAAGAAAAUCUUAUAGGAGAGAUUAUAAAGAGGGUUCAAAUUCUAGAAGUCAGGCAAUGGCAAAGGGUGACAAGAUUGAUGAAGACAGAGAUAGGGAGACUGUCAAAUUGGCUAAGCAUGGUGGAGAGGAUAGGAAGUUUGGUAAAACAGAGUCUGAGUCAAAAUCUCGAAUUUAUCAAAAUGAAAAUCAAGAAAGAGAUGAUUAUUCUAAGUCAGCUAGGCUCGGAGGGAAUGAUAAUGAAACUGAGCGGAGAGGCAGAAAUUAUAACAGGGAUGUUGAAUCACAAUCUGUUGGACGAAUUGAUCGGAAUAGGGAGGAUUAUGACACAAGAACAAAAGGAAGAAAUGAUAAUGAUUAUAAAAAGGAUCAAGAUGACCAUGGAGAAAAAAAACAUGGAAGGAAUGAAUAUGACCGCACAGGAAGAAAGCAGUUAAGGGAUGAGGAUGGUUCAAAAGAUCGAGUGCUUAAAAGGGAUGGGGAAGACCAUCCUGAGAAAAAGAGCUUAAGAGAUGAGGAUGGUCGUGGAGAGAGAAAACAUGGAAAGGAUGAAGAUUAUCCUACAGGAAGAAAGCACUUGAGGGAUGAGGAUGAUCAUGGAGAAAGAAAGAUUAGAAGGAUUGAGGAUGAACGUACAGGAAGAAAGACCUUGAGGGAUGAAGUAGAUUAUGGAGAAAGAAAGACCUCAAGGGAUGAGGAUGGUCGUGGAGAGAAAAGGAGCUCUAGAGAUGGGGAGGAUCAUAGAGAAACAAAGAUCAGAAGGAUUGAGGAUGAUCGCACGGGAAGAAACACCUUGAGGAAUGAAGAUGAUUAUGAAGAAAGAAAGCACUUAAGGGAUGAGGGUCGUCAUAGAGAAGCACAAAGCAAAAGGGAUGAGGAUGAUCGCAAAGAAAGAAAGAACUCGAGGGAUGAGGAUGAUCGCAGAGAAAGAAAGAACUCGAGGGAUGAGGAUGAUCGCAGAGAAAGAAAGAACUCAAGGGAUGAGGAUGAUCGCAAAGAAAGAAAGAACUCAAGGGAUGAGGAUGAUCGCAAAGAAAGAAAGAGCUCAAGGGAUGAGGAUGUUCGUGGGGAAAGAAAGCACAGAGGGGAUGAUGAUUAUCCUGGAGAAAGAAAGCGCAGAAGGGAUGAUGAUGAUCAUGGAGAAAGAAGGCAUUAUCGAAGGGAUGAUGAUGAUCGUGGAGAAAGAAGGCACAGAAGGGAGUAGGAAGAUGGAUAGCCAUGAGGGUUACUCCGAGAAAACCAAAUACUAUGUUUCUAGUUCAAGGGAGAGGCAUGGAAACCGAAUACUGCAGUCCAUGGAUUCAGAAUGCUUCUUUACUACUUUAUUAGCCUUUGAAUGUGGACCUGAGUAUUAUUUGUUGUCUUACGUUUCUGUUGCUUAAAGCAUGUAAUUUUUUUAGUGUGUUUGAACUAUUUAUUAUUCAUGUUUUGCCCAGAUUUCAAGUUGAGUUCCAUCCAACUAGUCAA
Molecule: messenger RNA, 2823 nt
Organism: Trifolium pratense (red clover)
Lineage: Eukaryota; Viridiplantae; Streptophyta; Magnoliopsida; Fabales; Fabaceae
Exons: 4
Coding region: 80-2560 (826 amino acids)
Source: RefSeq, a predicted model, not a curated record